AACCGAAAACCCUAGCUCCAUCCCGAUUCGAUCCAUCUCGCCAUGGACACCGCCGGCGACGCAGCCACCGGCGGCGGUGGAGCGGUCCCUGGGGAGACCAAGAAGAAGCCUCCCACUGCGGCGGCCAAGGGGAAGUCGACGGGGAAGGGGAAGGCCAGCCCCAAGGCGUCGCCCGCAGACAAGGAGAGCAGCCUCCUCAAGCAGAAAUCGCCCGCCGAGUUCUUCGCCGAGAACAAGAACAUUGCCGGGUUUGACAAUCCUGGCAAAUCCUUGUACACCACGAUGCGGGAGCUAGUUGAGAACGCCCUUGAUUCGGCUGAGUCCAUCUCUGAGCUCCCUGACAUAGAAAUUACAAUAGAAGAGAUAACUAAGAGCAAGUUCAACACAAUGAUAGGGCUAGUUGAUCGAGAGCGUGUUGAUGAAGCACUCUAUGAUGAUUUUGAAUCAGCUAAGGCUCGUGAGAAACGCCUAGCCAAGGAAGCACGUUUCCAAGAAACUCAAGCUAAAAAUGCUUCUCUUGGGAAGAAAGUUAAGGAUGCUCCAGCUUUUCGAGGAAAAGGCCGGGGUGAGGCUGCAUUUUUCAAAGUGACUUGCAAGGAUAACGGUCGAGGUAUGCCACAUGAUGAUAUACCAAAUAUGCUUGGGAGAGUUUUGUCGGGCACAAAAUAUGGUUUGAGGCAAACGCGUGGAAAAUUUGGACUUGGUGCUAAAAUGGCACUUAUAUGGUCAAAAAUGAGCACGGGACUUCCUAUUGAAAUUAAGUCAUCGAUGAAAGGCCAGAACUAUAUUUCCUUCUGUCGCCUGGAUAUAGAUAUUCAUAAAAAUGUCCCUCAUGUUCAUUUGCAUGAGAAAAGGGAGAACAAAAAUCAAUGGCAUGGGGCAGAGAUUCAAGUUAUAAUUGAGGGAAAUUGGGCUACACAUCGUUCAAAGAUCCUCCAUUAUAUGCGUCAGAUGGCUGUCAUCACACCAUAUGCUCAAUUCCUUUUUAGAUUUCUAUCUGAUGCAGCAGACAAAAAUUUGACGAUAAGGUUUGCACGACGGACAGACAUUAUGCCUCCUGUUCCGCUUCAAACAAAGCACCACCCAUCUGCUGUUGAUAUAUUACUGAUAAAGCGCUUAAUUGCCGAGACUACAAAGCAAAAUCUUUUGCAGUUUCUGCAACACGAAUUUGUGAAUAUAAGCAAAUUGCACGCUGAACGUUUAAUUGGGGAGAUGGGACCUGAUUUUAGUCCAAAAAUGACAGUUAAGAGCCUUACAUCGCAGCAAUUAGUUCGGAUACAUCAAUUAUUUCGGCAGGCUAAGUUUGAUGAUCCCAGUGGCAAUUGUCUUAGUCCUGCAGGGGAAUAUAACUUACGCCUAGGUAUCAUAAAAGAGCUACACCCUGAUAUGGUUGCAACACAUGCAAGCAGUCCUCAGGUUUUUGAAGGGCAUCCGUUUAUUGUUGAAGCUGGGAUAAGCAUGGGUGGAAAAGAUGUCAAACAAGGUCUAAAUAUUUUUAGGUUUGCAAACAGAAUACCACUUCUUUUUGAACAAGGUGCUGAUGUCAUCACAAGAACUGCUCUAAAAAGGAUCAAUUGGAGCAGCUACAAAAUUAAUCAGCAGCAAGAUAAGAUUGGUGUCUUUGUGAGCAUUGUAAGUACAAAGAUACCCUUUAAAGGAACUGGAAAGGAGUACAUCGGGGAUGACAUAACUGAAAUAUCAAGUGCUGUUAAGUCAGCCCUUAAGCAGUGCUGUCUUCAACUGAAGUCAAAGAUUGUGAAGAAACUUCAGGCUCGUGAGCGACAGGACAGGAAAAGAAACCUGAACAGAUAUAUUCCUGAUGUUGCAAGAGCGAUUAUGGAGACUCUGGUAGAAAUUGCUGAUGACUCUCCCCCAAAAAGGCCACGCUAUGAUAAGGAAGAUGAGGAACUCCUUGAGAAGGUGAAUUCUCAGGAGGUGACAGAUAAGACCUUCAGAGAUUGCUUAAUGCAGCAUGUUGAACAGGUUGAUUAUGAAAUGGCGCUGGACUACGCCAUGCAGAGCGGAGUAAGCGAGGAGCCCCGUGAAGCAAUAUAUUUGAACUCACUCGAAGGAUCCUACAAGUUUGUCGACUUGCAGGGUCCUGUCUUCAUAUUCAGAUUUAUUCCAUGAAGGAACCUUACACAUCCAUCUGUUCUCUGGUCGACCAAUAACUCCAUUAAUUGUAUUCCCAUUGUACCUGAAUUGGUUGCUUGAGCUAUUUUUGGCUCAGCGCCAUAAUUGUAACAUAGACAUUACAAGUUGCUAAGAAAUUAGUUUAGUCUAGGAUGCCCCUGUAUGUUGCAUUUGUAGAGGAAAAAUAUUUUUACUAUAUGAUUCAAACCGUUGUAUUG
Messenger RNA from Phragmites australis (common reed), 2351 nucleotides. Its product is annotated as DNA topoisomerase 6 subunit B. The coding region runs from base 43 to 2130 and encodes 695 amino acids. The record is from RefSeq and is a predicted model, not a curated record. Gene Ontology annotation, molecular function: ATP binding; DNA binding; DNA topoisomerase type II (double strand cut, ATP-hydrolyzing) activity. Gene Ontology annotation, biological process: DNA topological change. NCBI's taxonomy places the organism in Eukaryota, Viridiplantae, Streptophyta, Magnoliopsida, Poales, Poaceae. The transcript has 19 exons. Gene Ontology annotation, cellular component: cytosol; small ribosomal subunit.